AUGCUUCACUACCAAAAGGCGCGCACCCUAGACCCAUUCAACGUGGCCUGCAUGGACGACUACGCACGUCUCCUCUUCUCCCGCCACUCCCUGCUGCUUCGUCCGCUCAUUGCAUUCCACCUUCUCAUCCCUACCCCCUCCCCCCCUCAGGCUCGCACCCUAGAUCCAUUCAACGUGGCCUACAUGGACGACUGCGUGCUUCUCCUCCUCUCCCGCCGCUCUUUUGCCGCUCAUUGCAUUCUUAACCCCUCCCCCCCUUCAGGCCCGCACGCUAGACCCAUUCAACGCCCGCACGCUAGACCCCUUCAACGUGGCCUGCAUGGACGACUAUGCCCUUCUGCUGCUGCUGGUGGUGCUGCUGGUUCUCCUGGUGGUGGUGCUGUCACACACCCAUUCAACGUGGCCUGCAUGGACGACUAUGCUCUCCUCCUCCUCUCCCGCCGCUCCCCCUCCGCCUCCUCCGCCCUCUCCCUCCCCAACCUGGGAGCAGGGGGGGCGGGGGGAGCGGGGGGAGCAGGGGGGGCGGAGCUGAGGAGGCUGACAGCGGAGAUGGUGGGGGUGGGGGCAGGGAGGGUGGAGGCAUGGGUGGUGGCGGCAGCGCUGUGGAUGAGUCGUGGGGAAAGAGGCAGUGCACUGGCAUAUGUGGAUAAGGUGGGUGUUUGGGAUGGGGUGGGGGAUAUGGGGGGAGCAGGGCAGGGUGGAGGCAUGGGUGGGGGCGGGGAGGGUGGAGGCAUGGGUGGGGGCGGGGAGGGUGGAGGCAUGGGUGGUGGCUGCGGCUCUGUGGAUGAGUCGUGGGGAAAGAGGCAGGGAGAUGGUGAGGGUGGGGGCGGGGAGGGUGGAGGCAUGGGUGGUGGCGGCCGCGCUUUGGAUGAGUCGUGGGUAAAGAGGCUCUUCAACUGGACGACCAUCACUUCCCUGCUCUCCUCGCUAAGGUGCGCCUACCCCACCCUCCCCCACCUCCCCACCCGCCCCAACCUCCCCACCUGCCCCAACCUUCCCUCCCUCCCUCCCCACUCUCCCCACCCUCCCCACCCUCCCCCCCCUCCCCACCCUCCCCACCCUCCCCUCCCUCCUCCCCCUUCCCUCCCUACCAUCCCUCUUACCCUCUCACCUUCUCACCCUUUCGGCGCCAUUGUGAUGCAGGCUGAGCGGUCACAGUCAGCAGCAGGGAGUUUUCGAGACAUACCCCCCUCUGCCUUCCCCCCCGCCUGCUUCUCCCCCUCUCCCCCGAACCCCCACCGGGGCGCCAUUCUGCUGCAGACUGAGCAGUCUGAAUCAGCAGAAGUGGCUCCAAAGUCAAGCAUUCCCCUCAGGCAUUCGCUCAUAUCCACCCAACCCCUCUCCACCCCUCUCCACCCCUCUCCACCCCACCUUCCCCCCCACCCCCAUCCCCAUCAGGGCGCCAUUCUGCUGCAAACCGAGCGGUCGGAAUCAGCAGCAGUGGCGUCUGCAGCAGCUGCCAUUUUUCGGAGGGCAUACACGCAGAAGCAGGACCUGCGGGUGUUCCAAGGUCUGGUCCGAGCCUACCUUCGGAUUCCGAAGCUGAAGGAGGCCAUAGCGGCAGCUCGGGAGGCAGUCAAGGCGUUUCCCAACUCUGCCAGCGCGUUGUCUCUUCUGGGGGAGGUGUAUCUGCAGCACAGCGACAGCAGGGACAAGGCCCGCAAGGUGUUUGAGGCGGCACUGAGGAUGGACGGCCGCUGUGGUGCUGCUGUCACGGGCCUGGCAGACGCGCACACCAUGGACGGGCGGCAUGCUGCUGCCAUUGACGUGCUGGAGCGCCACCUGGCAGUGGACUCUGCUGACUGGAUCCACGUGAAGCUCGGGUUCGUCCACAUGGCGGCCAACCGGCUGCCCGACGCUCUGCACCAUCUGCAAACGGCUCUCAGGAUUCCAUUUCCAGUUUCCUCUCCCCGGAUAUAG
This is a messenger RNA of Closterium sp. Naga37s-1, 1920 nucleotides long. The record is from the annotation of a GenBank genome assembly. NCBI's taxonomy places the organism in Eukaryota, Viridiplantae, Streptophyta, Zygnematophyceae, Desmidiales, Closteriaceae.